Molecule: messenger RNA, 1133 nt
Organism: Capsaspora owczarzaki ATCC 30864
Lineage: Eukaryota; Filasterea; Ministeriida; Capsasporidae
Exons: 7
Coding region: 25-1035 (336 amino acids)
Biological process (GO): regulation of intracellular signal transduction; cellular response to L-arginine
Cellular component (GO): cytosol
Source: RefSeq, a predicted model, not a curated record
CUUCAGUUCUCCUUUCCCGCCAAAAUGGAGUUGUACAUUCUGCCGCAGCGUGUCCGCGUCGCGAGCAUACCGCGCGGCUCCAUCCGCGACUUUGCCCAUCCGCUCCUCCGCAUUGCAUUCUACCCAACGAAUGACGACUUUUUCUGCAUCACUGCGACCAAGGACGAGUACACGCUCAUCAUCGACGAUGCGCAAUACAAGACUCUCCCGCAAACCGACACUCUCUCCGUCUCAAAGGACACCUGGCGGCUCUUGCAGUUGUGCGAAGGCGACAUUGGUCCCGCUGACUGGAUUAACAAGACUGGUAUCGUCAAAUCCGUCACAAAGCCGCUGGCAGAGGCAAACAUUACCAUCUUCUACCUGUCGACCUACCAAAACGACUUUAUCAUGGUGCCGGAGCGCUUGCUGGAGGCCGCUGUCAUUGUCUUGUCGAAAAACUACAAGGUGUUUGACGAUUCGCACACUGGUGACGAUUACGACGAGUUUGGCAACAGUCUCGUCAAGAAGAGCGACACGACAACGGUGGCUUCCGCCGUUCAGAGCGAAGAAGCCGUUCUUCCCGCGGCUGCAGCACCCGAGGCCAAAAAGAUCCAUCCAGUGAUUGUGCACGACAAGCAUGUUUACUUGGCAUGCGUUCCACGCGAUCAACUGUCCAGCGUGGCUCUUACUCUGAUUGAGCUCAUGCUGUACAGCGAAGAGAAGGACUCGGCGGAGAACGAUGAUCCAAUGCGGCACUUUUUCUCGUUCGCCCUGGUCGAUAACACCAUCUCGCUUGUGUUGGACGAAGAAUCGCUCGCGCGGCUACCCUCGACCUGCAACAAGAGUGCCGUUCCUUACCGUGUUAUUCAAUGUUACGAUGGCCCGCUUGGCUUUGAGGAGAGUGGUAUCGUUGCCCAGUUUGCCGAGCCGCUGGCAGAUAACGGAGUUCAUAUUUACUACAUGAGCACCUUCUUGACCGAUUACACGCUGGUCGUGGAAGACGAAAUUGAACUGGCCGAGACAACGCUGCGAAAGACAGGGCACCUCAAGGACUGAAAUUUUGUGUCCCACAAAAGUCUCUCGUUAUGACCUGUUGCGCUGCAUGUUUGAAUGAUCUAUGUUCCAAGUUCCGCGUCGUAGAAUGAAUCUCAUUG